Fusarium oxysporum Fo47 is the source of this 1145-nucleotide messenger RNA. RefSeq lists its product as uncharacterized. The coding region runs from base 495 to 986 and encodes 163 amino acids. The record is from RefSeq and is a predicted model, not a curated record. Lineage: Eukaryota; Fungi; Ascomycota; Sordariomycetes; Hypocreales; Nectriaceae. The transcript has a single exon.
CAUUAAUCCCAGCUCUCCCUUCCACCUUGGGCUCUUUGCGCCGCAUUUCAACCCAGUUAUUCAUCAUCCCUACCAUCAUCAAUCGAGCUGGGGUCUCCCCGUUUCACCGCGACAGGAAACCUUUCCCCGACCGACCCGACGACACUACUCGUUCACAAAGUCGGAGCGUCCAGACGAAAACCAUGAUUAUCAUCGCCCGCUGAAAGCGCUGCUUGUGGACAACACCUGCUGUUCUGUCAGUGGUCGCGCCGGCGGCGCCUCAUCACAACGAAGCAAAUCUGCGGCGAUUCCGUACCUUGGAACGGCGAUUAGAUGACUGCCUCAGUGCAUUGGGGGUACAGCCAUCUGCAACACAACUCACCAUGCGUCGCCUUUCACGUAUAAAGGGCACCAGCAAAUCCAUCAGAUAGUCUUGCUAUUGCAGCCGACAUCUAUACCUCGAUCCUAUACCGUUCAUCUCUCCAUAACGUACCCUUCCAUCUCAACCAGUCAAGAUGGCCUCCGCGACCAAGGCGCACAACUACAAAUUUGCCUUGGAAAAGUACAUGCUUCUCCAGGAGCAGCAUGCGGAGCUCUCCAAACACCUUCAGCAGAUCCGCCACCGCAAGCAGUCUACGAGUAGUAUCUCGCCUCGUUCCUCCAGCCCGUCGUCGUACAAGUCGUCAUCGCCGAAGUUGCAUUCACGAAGCAGCGAACGGCAACCAUCGAGAGCGAAGGCGCCAUGCCGCGGCUGGAGCGAAUCCCACCGCGACGCCGAUACCCUCGACACCAUUGUCGACGAGAAAGCGCUAUACGAGAUCUCCGCCGAGGAGCCGCGACUAUUCGACGUCAACGAGAGCAUCAAGCGCGUGCUGACGGAGCUGCUGAACUGCGAAACGAUCCGCGGCGACAAUUCCAUGCGCAUGUGGGCGCAGAGGAAACUGAUGGAGACGGAGAAAGAACUUCGAUCAGGGCGCCGGAGAAGGAGCUCUCGUUGCACAGAAUGAUCAAGACGACAAUCAGCUACCACCUUUAUUCUUAAUACUAAUUUUUGCAUAGGCAUUUGGCGCCUUGGGAGCGAUUCCACGGGAGGAUUGGCUGCGACAUUCGCGCUUUGGGAAAGAGGACAACCACAGGGGUCCUGUUUGAUACAUUCGAUUAAAGCA